Molecule: messenger RNA, 1454 nt
Organism: Fukomys damarensis (Damara mole-rat)
Lineage: Eukaryota; Metazoa; Chordata; Mammalia; Rodentia; Bathyergidae
Gene: Ngrn
Product: neugrin, neurite outgrowth associated
Exons: 3
Coding region: 69-941 (290 amino acids)
Cellular component (GO): nucleus
Source: RefSeq, a predicted model, not a curated record
CUUCCGGGGCCGCCCCGCUGCUUCCGGUGGGGCCGCGUCGCGGUGUCCGAGAAGCUAGUUGCGUCGCAAUGGCAGCUACUUUGACCCUCUUGUUGGCCGGCCGUGGUCGGGCGGCCGUUGCGAGAUGUGGGUUCGUGACUCGGGGGUUGUUAGGCCCAGGUCCUACCGGUCGCGAGCCGGACCCCGAUUCUGACUGGGAGCCUGAGGAGCGAGAACUACAGGAGUUGGAAAGCACCCUGAAACGGCAGAAGAAAACAAUCCGACUGCAGAAAAUCCGGAGGCAAAUGGAACCGCCAGGUCCCCCUCCCAGAACCCUGACGCGGGAAGCCAUGGACCAGAUCCGGUAUUUACACAAGGAAUUUGCAGAUUCCUGGUCAGUUGCCAGGUUGGCUGAAGGCUUUGAUGUCAGCACUGAUGUUAUUCGGAGAGUUUUAAAAAGUAAAUUUGUACCCACCGUGAAGCAGAAACUGAAGCAGGAUGAAAAAGUCCUGAAAAGGGCUGGGCUUGCUCACUCGAUGCAACAGCUGCAGAGCUCUGAAGAUAGCAGAAAGUCCCUCGCUGCAGGCCAUGUUGUAAUGGGCUCUUUACUGAAAGCCUCAUCCAGAGGUCAGAGCCACAGCACAGCUCUGACAGUACUAGAGGCCAGCACUCAGAGUACAGAUGCCCAACAGAAACAGGAGGGAAGGAACAAAGGAAGCCAGAGCCUGGGGAAAAGGAGCUUUGUGCCCGACACUAUAGCCUUGGAUCGUCAGAGAAAGCCGAAGUCCUCCACCAGUGACUGUGCGGGCACCAGAAGCACUGACAGCAAUGGCUUUCUAAGUGACAAGAAGCUAGAAGAGUGCAAGGCAGAUGAGCUAGGUGACCAGAACUUCAGCAGCAAAGUAGUGCAGAGGGGGCGGGAGUUCUUUGACAGUAAUGGGAACUUCCUGUACAGAAUUUGAACCAGGGCAUGGCUUAUGGAAAUGCCAUGUGAAACAUGGCUGAGCAAACAGGGAGCUGCCAGGAUUGCUACCCUUUUUUGUUGUUGAGACAGAGUCUCACUAUGUAGCCCAGGCUGGCCUUGAACUCAGGGCAAUCCUGCUUCAGCCUCCUGAGUGCUGGGAUUACAGACCUCCAGCUAGGAUUUCUGCAUGUUUUAGUCAUCUUGACAUGGAAGGAUGUGAUGAACCUGGGAUGUGAGCUGCUUGGGUAGAGUGAAGCUGUGGUAGCACUGCCCCCAACCCUGAUCCCUGUGGCCCUUCAGUACUCCUCACCCUUUUGCUUGGGCUCUCUGUGUCAAACAGUCUUGUUGUAAUUGCUGAUUUGAGUUUCUGUAAUAUUUGCAGUAAUAUGUUUGGGAAGAAAUGAGUUUGCCUUCUAACCUCAUUUCCUUCUUGAUCACUGAACACUAAGAGUUCUGGAACUGAGUUAAUCAAUUGGUUGUUUUCCUUAUGUGCAAAAAUAAAGUAAAAAGU